Molecule: messenger RNA, 1584 nt
Organism: Mucor velutinosus
Lineage: Eukaryota; Fungi; Mucoromycota; Mucoromycetes; Mucorales; Mucoraceae
Exons: 9
Coding region: 1-1584 (527 amino acids)
Biological process (GO): proteolysis
Molecular function (GO): aminopeptidase activity; zinc ion binding
Source: RefSeq, a predicted model, not a curated record
AUGGUAGGUUGUGGAAAUCUGUUUAAAACAAUCAGCCAGUCCUUGAAACGAAGAUCCACUGGUAUGUCAACAACGUCCUCCAACACACUCAUUGCUACGUCUUUUGUUGCUUCACCCGAAAAGCACACAUCCAUGGAGUAUUCAACUAAUACCACCAACAAGCAUCACCAUCUUGACCAUAAAAGCCAGGCACUGGAUUUCAUCGAUUUUGUCAACGCAUCACCAUCGCCCUUUCAUGUUGUCUACGAAGCUUCUCAUCGCUUGGAAAGAGCAGGAUUUGAGCGUAUCAGUGAGAAGGAUGAAUGGAAUCUCAAAAGAAAGGGAAAAUACUACUUUACUCGCAACGGGUCAUCCAUUGUGGCAUUUGUCAUUGGCGAUAGCUAUCAGCACGGAAAGGGCGGGUUCUCUAUUGUAGGUGCUCACACAGAUUCUCCCUGCUUAAAAGUGAAGCCUGUCUCCAAGAAGGAACAAGUGGGCUAUCUCGAAGUUGGAAUUCAGCUGUACGGCGGUGGCAUAUGGCAUACUUGGUUUGAUCGUGACCUCGGCAUUGCUGGCCGUGUGAUGGUACAACAAGAAGACGGAUCAUACAAACAUACGCUUGUUCACAUUAAAAAGCCUAUUUUGCGUGUACCCACACUAGCUAUUCAUCUUGAUGGAUCUGCAAAUGAAGCAUUCAAGUUCAACAAGGAAACACACAUGUUGCCUGUAUUGGCUACUGCUGCUAAAGCGACAUUAAAUGCUGUCAAAGAAGAGAAAUCAUGGGGUCCGGAUCAAACCAAAAACCAUCAUCCCGCCUUGAUCCACAUGCUGGCAGAGACGAUGAAAGUGGAUGCUCGACAAAUCUGCGAUUUUGAAUUGUGCUUGUUUGAUACACAGCCUGCUACACUGGGUGGCGCCUAUGAUGAAUUCAUCUUUUCAGCUCGAUUGGAUAAUCUGGGCAUGUCUUACUGCUCACUUGAAGCAUUGAUUGCAUCCAGCAAGGAAGAUCUCUCUGAUGAAACCAACAUUCGUCUCAUUUCAUUGUUUGACAACGAGGAAAUUGGCAGCACAUCCGCUCACGGCGCCAACUCUAACCUUUUGCCUAGCACCAUGGAGAGAAUCCUGUCUUCGUCUAUUGGCAGUAAAUCACCACCAAAGAACCCCAAGGUUGCAUUUGAACAAGCGAUACAUAAGAGUAUGCUGGUCAGUGCGGAUAUGGCUCAUGCUGUGCACCCCAACUACACUGAAAAGUACGAGGAGAAUCAUCGACCUCAGAUGCAUCAAGGUACUGUUAUUAAGAUCAAUGCCAAUCAGCGCUAUGCUACCACAGCCCCUACUAGCUUGAUUUUGAAGGAAAUUGCCCGCCAAAAGGAGAUUCCUAUUCAGGAAUUUGUUGUGCGCAAUGAUUCAUCUUGCGGAUCUACGAUUGGGCCCAUGUUGAGUGCUAAACUUGGUCUUCGCACCAUUGAUGUUGGUAACCCUCAAUUGUCCAUGCAUUCUAUUCGAGAAAUUGGAGGCGUCGAUGAUGUCAAGAAUGGCACUGAUUUGCUAAAGGCCUUCUUUCAACUGUUCCCCUAUGUAGAUUCACGCGUAACUGUUGAUUAA